This is a messenger RNA of Enterospora canceri, 2376 nucleotides long. Lineage: Eukaryota; Fungi; Microsporidia; Enterocytozoonidae. The record is from the annotation of a GenBank genome assembly.
AUGGAUUAUUGUGGUAUAAUAAGUGAUAUUUUUCACCCUAUUAUGACAGCAAUUACCAGAAUGAACUAUGUGGGACCAAUCAGAGGGUACGUGGAGGAGUUCGGUGUAAAGCUAGUCGACCUGGAGGCGUAUUUCAGCAGGGUCGAGAGUGGGCUGGCCGUGGGGAUGACAGAGAGGGAGAUGGCCUGGUACUGCAGCGAGGUCGCAGCAUCGAUGAUCACUCUCAGCCCAAACUACAACAAACUUGCAUCAGUGAUUCUGGUGAAAUAUUUGCACCAGAUAACCAGAGGAAACCUGAGUGAAAAAUUUGAGAAAAUACAGCAGGAAAAGGGAAUUCUGAAUGAGUCGAUAUAUUCAAUGGUGAUGGAGAAGAGGGAGGCGUAUGACUCAAUGGUCGACUACGGCAGAGACUACAACUUCGACUACUUCGGACUGGUCUCACUGAUCAAGUCGUAUUUGAUCAAGGUGAAUGGCGAGACAGUCGAGAGCCCACAGGACAUGUACAUGCGUGUGGCAAUACAGAUACACAGAGACAACCACCAGAUGGUAGAGGAGACGUACAGGCUCAUCAGUUCACAGCACUAUACGCAUGCUACCCCAACUCUCUACAAUUCGUGCUUCAAAAAGAACCAGUUGGCUUCCUGCUUUCUGGUGGCAAUGAAAGAGGACACGAUUCUGGGGAUAUUCGAGACAAUCAAGGAGUCUGCGAUCUACAGCAAGCUGUCAGGCGGAAUUGGAAUCCAUUUGAGCAACCUACGAAGCAACAACAGUCCACUUGUGACGACUGGUGGCGUAUCAAAGGGAAUUAUUCCAAUAAUCAAAUUGAUCAAUGAUUCCAUGAAGUACAUCAAUCAGGGUGGGGCACGCAGGUGCGCUACAGCCGCAUUCUAUUUGGAACCGUGGCACAAGGACAUUCAGGGGUUUCUGGAUUUGAGGAAGAAUACGGGGACUGAGGAGUAUCGAGCUAGAGACUCCUUUACUGCCCUAUGGGUUGGAGACCUGUUCAUGGAGAGAGUCGAGAAGGGGGAGAUGUGGUCGCUCUUUGAUCCAAAUGUCGCAAAGGGGCUUGACAACGUCUAUGGUGAUGAAUUCAGGCAGCUAUACGAGCAUUAUGAGAAAACAGUAGACAGGGACGUCAUUCCAGCCCAGAAGCUGUGGAAAGAGAUUCUAUGUGCCCAGAUUGAGACAGGAACUCCCUACAUGGUCUACAAGGACUCCUGUAACAGGAAUUGUAACCAGAAUAACAUGGGAACAAUUAAGACAUCUAAUUUAUGUGCAGAAAUAGUGGAGUAUACAGACUCAGAGAUAACUGCUGUAUGCAAUUUGGCUUCAAUCUGCCUACCAAAAUACGUCAAGGCGUCUUCUGGUGGCGUGAAGUACUUCGACUUCAAUUUGCUGCGACAAGUUGUUAAGAAGGUGGUGGUGAACAUGGAUACGAUGAUUGACACGUUUGAGUUUCCAACAAAUGAAGCACAGGCAUCAAACAACAAGACUAGGCCACUUGGAAUUGGCGUACAGGGACUGGCAGACACGUUCAUGAUGAUGAGAUACGCAUUUGAGUCAGAAGAGGCAGUCAAACUGAACAAGAUGAUAUUCGAGACAAUCUAUUACGCUGCAAUGGAGACAUCGUGUGAGCUAGCACAGGUAAAGGGCGUCUAUCCGUGUUUUAAUGGAUCAAUGUAUUCAAAAGGAAUAUUCCAUUUUGAGGUUUACGCAAAUGGUAGGCGAAAUGUGGGGGAACUGGUUUCAGGCAUGUGGGACUGGGAAGGAUUGCGUGCCAAAAUAAGGCAGUUUGGAGUCAGAAACUCACUAACUACCGCCUGUAUGCCAACAGCAGGCACAGCACAGGUGGCUGGAAACAGCGAGUGCAUUGAGCCAAUUCAGUCGAACAUCUUCACCAGGAGGACAUUUGCAGGAGAAUUCCAAAUUGUGAACAAGUUUCUGGUUGAAGACCUGAAGAGGCUGAAUUUGUGGUCGAAUGAGAUGAGGCAGCUGAUCAUCGAAUACGACGGGUCCAUUCAGCAUAUUCCAGUGAUUCCAGACAACAUUAAGCAGAUUUACAAGACAUUCUGGGAGAUGAAAAUGAAGAACGUGUUGAGCAUGGCGAAUGACAGGCAGGCAUUUAUUGAUCAGUCACAGUCACUGAAUCUGUUUGUGAAGCAGCCUACGUACGGCGUAUUGAGCUCAAUGCACUUUUAUGGAUGGAAGUUGGGAUUGAAGACAGGAAUGUACUAUCUGAGGACAUGUCCAGUUGCAAGUGCAAUUAAGUUCACGGUUAACAAGGAACUGAUCAUUAAGACACUCAGCUCAAUGAAGAAUCAGCAAACGGAAGACGAUGAAAAUGAAGAACCAAAGUGUGAAGUAUGUUCAUGCUAG